AUGAAAUAUAAAGGAGACGGAUACUCGAGCAAUUAUAAAAGACUCUUCGCUACUGAAAAUACUAUGUCUAUCAGUCAACAACGUGACCUGAUCAUUGGUAAACCGGAUUUAAAUGAUUUAUGUUUCCGAGUUUACAAUGAAUGUAUUAUUGUUAAUGCGCAACCGUACGAACGACGAUCUAACAUGCAAUUAGAUGAGUGCAAGCAGCGAUGCAUGCAAUCACAAAAUGGCAUUUAUAGUUGUCGCUCAUUUGUGCACGAUAUUACUAAUAAGAUUUGUGAUUUUUUUGCUCAUCGAGGUGAUCAGCUACCAGCGAGACUGCUCAAAUACUAUGAACAUUUAUAUUUGGAGCCAACUUUUGCUAAUGGAUACAGAAAAGCAAGUGAUACAAUGCGAUUGAAUGAUUUAGCAAAACGAGAUGCAAAUCAAGAAAUUUGUAAAGAAGGGAAAGUUAUUAAGUAUUUGCGAACUGAAGGAUUUAAGCUUGACAGCGCUAAUCGGAUAGAUUUAAGAGCUUAUAAUUUGGAUGCAUGCAUCGAUGCAUGUACCAACAAUAUGGAUGAUAAAGGACAUCCUUUUGCAUGUCACUCUUUCGAUUAUAGCGAGAGUGGUUGCAGUUUAUUUGGCGAAGCAGCAACACUUCGAGGUACCACACAGCUGAAACAAAAUUCCGAUGCUAAUUAUUAUGAAAAAAUUUGUGUAGAUAAUAAUUUAAUGAGCAGUGAAUGUCAAAGCAUAAAUCGAUUUCCACAGAUGAUAUUAGUUGGAUUUGCGGAAGCAGUUAUGACAACACAAUCAUUUAUUGGAUGCUUCGAAAAUUGCUUAAAAUCACGAAAAUUAUUUGCAAUGAAUUGUACCAGUGCUGUUUACUUCUAUGAGGAAUUGGAGCAAAAUUGCAUCCUAAAUAGUGAAAAUAGACAAACGCAAAAGAAUCUUUUUGUGGAAGAAAAUGCUGAUAUUGUGGAUUAUUUCGAAAUAAAUUGUCCAUUAAGAAAACGGAAGAAAAUAAUUGAUGAUUUAGUAUUUAAAAGUUAA
Acanthocheilonema viteae is the source of this 1035-nucleotide messenger RNA. Lineage: Eukaryota; Metazoa; Nematoda; Chromadorea; Rhabditida; Onchocercidae. The record is from the annotation of a GenBank genome assembly.